Messenger RNA from Melampsora larici-populina 98AG31, 411 nucleotides. RefSeq lists its product as uncharacterized. The transcript is spliced from 2 exons. Bases 1 to 411 code for a protein of 136 amino acids. NCBI's taxonomy places the organism in Eukaryota, Fungi, Basidiomycota, Pucciniomycetes, Pucciniales, Melampsoraceae. The record is from RefSeq and is a predicted model, not a curated record.
AUGAAAGGGUAUAUCAAAAGCGUGGUACCUCUCAUGAGCUACAAAUAUUCAUUAACUUACUCAUCAAAUAAAGCGACAGAAGUGGGUACUAUUUCUUGUGAGCUGGGAAUAGGCAUAAUCUCCAACAUCAAAGGAGAUGGCGGAGGCAGGUACAUGUGUCUUUACUACCUUCGUGCUACCUCUCAUGAGCUACAGAUAAUCAUUAAUUCAGUCAUCAAACAACGCGACACAACUCAAAGGGAUCUAACACCUGGGAAACCGAUUCCUAGGAAUGGACAAAGCCAUUUGAGGUAUACAAAUACAAGUUGCUGGGGUGAUCAAGUCAAACUAGUGACUCACUCACAUGGACCCUGCAACACGGGCCGAAAGACUUGCAUGUCUUACGCACCAGAGCCCCACAAUAAGCUAUAG